AUGCGUAGAUACACAGGGAAAAUCCCAGUGGCUGCGGACAUCGCGAACCAUUUCUGCGAGUGGAUGACGGACUACAAUCUGCCCGAUUCGCACAUUCUGCGGCUCGAAUGGCAUCCGAACGCGAAGCAGCAGCACGAUUUCGUGAAGACCUAUCUCCAGGCGCGGUUUGGGAAGGAGCCCAGCGAGGAGGAGGUGGAGAAGAUGUGCGUGCAGGUGCACAAGCAUGAGCUGUUCUCGAAUAUGCAUUGGUUCCUGUGGGGAUUGCUGCAGUGCCCGAUUAGCACGAUUGACUGGGACUACUGGGGCUAUGCGCUGAAUCGAUGGGAGCAUUAUGUGCGUGUGAAGAAGGAGUUUGGAAGAGAAGCUUUGCCCAUUAUGAGCGAGUAAGCUGGUUGAAGAAGCAAUAGUUGUUCUGUGUAGUU
Molecule: messenger RNA, 422 nt
Organism: Blastocystis hominis
Lineage: Eukaryota; Bigyra; Opalinata; Blastocystidae
Exons: 1
Coding region: 1-387 (128 amino acids)
Biological process (GO): phosphatidylethanolamine biosynthetic process; phosphatidylcholine biosynthetic process
Cellular component (GO): cytoplasm
Molecular function (GO): ethanolamine kinase activity; choline kinase activity
Source: RefSeq, a predicted model, not a curated record